UCAGGAUUGGGCUGCUCACAAAAUUGCGGAGAUGGAAAUCAUGUUACGGGCUGAGAGAGAGAGGAAUGACGGGUUGGAGGGCAUAGUGCGGGCCGAGAGAGAGCGGGCUGACAGCAUGGAGCAGCGCAUACGACAGUUUGAUGCUAUGGAGCAGCGCAUGCGACAUUUUGAGGCCUUCAUGUCCUCUACAGGAUUAUCGUUCGUAUGCCCUAGUGCUCAGCAGUCUUCACCUGCACACGUAGGUAGUACGUCAUCUGUUAGUAGUGCGCCUGCAGGUAAUGCGACAACGGUUGGUCCGUUGUCGCCUUCUGGACAAUUGCUGAGCCAACAAUCCCCUCUCGGGACUCCAUCGCCCGUUACACCAUCUCUUGCGGGACAAUCGACAGUUGGCGAGGUCACGCCCGGGACUGCACCUCGUGAUCCGCAGCGACGUCCUCCAGAUUUGUAGAUAUUUUGUGUAUUUUUUUUU
Molecule: messenger RNA, 469 nt
Organism: Alnus glutinosa
Lineage: Eukaryota; Viridiplantae; Streptophyta; Magnoliopsida; Fagales; Betulaceae
Exons: 2
Coding region: 32-448 (138 amino acids)
Source: RefSeq, a predicted model, not a curated record